GUAUUUAAAGUACGGCCUGGCAGUACGAUGAGAUUCAAAGUACGGACAAGGAAGUAAAUUAUUAACAUACAUUCAGUCAGUUUAAGGGAGCCAUGUUGAAGUUUCAGAUCCAUGUUAUCAUAUGACAGUUUACCCACGAAAUGGACCCACGAACCAGUGCUCAAGACUUACUCGUCUGUGACCUGUGUCAAACAGCAGCAUUACAGAGUCAUUGUGAACUUUGUCAGAUUAACCUGUGUAAGGCCUGUGUAGGGGAACAUCUCUCUGAUUCAUCCGUAAGACACAUUGUUGUACCGUACAAACACCGGAAGACUACUCCUUCUGUUAACUACCCAAAAUGUCCAAACCACACCCAGAGACAUUGUGAAGUUUACUGUGAGAAAUGUGACAUUCCUGCCUGUUCUAUCUGCAUCUCUAGUAAACACGAUGGGCAUUAUAUAUCAGAUGUUCUGAAGAAACUCAACUCCAAAACAGAAAGUUUAAAAAGAGAUUUUAAAGAGCUUGAGCAAAGAAUAUAUCCUACUUAUAAAGAAAUUGAGUCAGAUUUACAGUCUGAAAAAUUUAACUUGGAAGCGCGAUAUGAGACAUUGACUACAGCAGUUACCGAACACGGAGAAUUCUUGCAUCGUGAAAUAAACAGUAUCGUCAACAAACAGAAAUCUGAAAUUAAUCAGAUGAAAACCAAACAUUUGACUGUUUUGAAUAAACAGGGAAAUGAAAUGAAAAAGAUUACUUCUGAAGUAGAAGAUACAAUGCUUGGUUUGAAGAAAAUACUUGACUCCAAUGAUGUCUUAGCCUCUGCGUAUAUCUCAAGAAAUGCUGAAUUCAUCAAUUUACCUCCUAAAGUCAAAUUUUCUUUGCCAAUUUUCUCCCCUCAUCACGGAAACAAGGAACAGCUAAAUCAAAUGUUUGGUUCUCUGUCAGCAUUGUCCAUUACAACAGAUGAACAUGGCUAUACAAUGAAGACACCAGAAGCUGCAUCUUGUCCUCCAAUUCAACCGCUGAUUGAUGAACCAGAGCUCAUUAUCACCAUUGACACUGGGUAUGAUCCACUUUACAGUGUUUCCCGCCUCAGUGAUGAAGAAAUCUGGACAUGUGGAGAAGACAAAAUCAUGAAACUCUACAACCUCCAGGGCCAACUACUGAAGACAAUCCAAACCAAAUCAGGGAACAUACCAUGUGACAUAGCAGUGACAAGGAGUGGAGAUCUAGUUUAUACUGACCAUGAUACAAGAACUGUAAACAUAGUGAAGAAUGACCAGAUACAGGAAGUGAUCAGACUACAGGAGUGGAAACCUUACUACAUUUGUAGUUCUUCCUUUGGUGACCUCUUAGUCACCAUGCUCAAUGACGAUGACACACAAUCAAAAGUUGUCCGUUUCUCUGGAUCUACAGAGAAACAAACCAUUCAGUUUGAUAGUGAAGGUGUCCCCUUGUAUUCCCCUGAUUUCUUUAAAUACAUCACUGAAAACAGGAACCUGAAUAUCUGUGUAGCUGACUGUAAAGCUAGUGCAGUAAUAGUAGUCAAUCAGGAAGGUGUACUGAAAUUUAAAUACACGGGUCAUCCCUCUAUUUCAAAGAAAUCCUUUGAUCCCCUUGGCAUCACAACAGACAGUCGGAGUCAGAUCCUGACUGCAGAUCAUUAUAAUGGCUGUCUCCACAUCCUUAACCAGGACGGACAGUUUCUACGUUUUAUUCGUAGCUGUGAUGUAGGUGAUUUAUGUGGUCUGUGCAUUGACACCACAGAUAACCUCUUUGUCACUGAAAGUGACAGUGGUAAAGUAAAGAAAAUCAAAUAUAUGUAAACAGGAUUUUAUCGAACUGACGUUUAUUUGAGAGAAAUUCGAUACCAA
Saccostrea cuccullata (small rock oyster) is the source of this 1853-nucleotide messenger RNA. Its product is annotated as pyrin-like. The coding region runs from base 141 to 1805 and encodes 554 amino acids. Lineage: Eukaryota; Metazoa; Mollusca; Bivalvia; Ostreida; Ostreidae. The record is from RefSeq and is a predicted model, not a curated record. The transcript is spliced from 2 exons. Gene Ontology annotation, molecular function: zinc ion binding.